Molecule: messenger RNA, 3087 nt
Organism: Serinus canaria (Common canary)
Lineage: Eukaryota; Metazoa; Chordata; Aves; Passeriformes; Fringillidae
Gene: CRACDL
Product: CRACD like
Exons: 10
Coding region: 1-2841 (946 amino acids)
Source: RefSeq, a predicted model, not a curated record
AUGGACCCUAAGAUGAGAGAGGCUGAAGGAGAUGGAGAGGACAAUUCAGGAAAGAAAAAAUCAAAGUUCAAAUCUUUCAAAAAGUUUUUUGGUAAAAAGAAAAGGAAAGAGACGUCAUCUUCUGUGAGCAGCAGCCUGAAGCUGUGCCAGUCAACAAACGAUGUCGCGGCCUCUCAUGACACGCGCACUAGUUAUGAUUCUGAAGAUGAACUUGAGACACAUAAAGGCAUUAUGGGAAGCAGAGCUUUGUCACAUGAUAGCAUUUUCAUCCUUGAGACUGGGCAAGAGCCUGCAAGGCCAGUGAGAGUGUUUUCUCAAGAAAACAUUUCGGAUCGGAUUAGAGCUUUACAGAUGAAACUCCAGCCUACCAUGAAAUUGGGACCUCCGCCUCCAUUUGGACUUCAUGCAAAGCGAACAGAGGAUGCUGGGACCAGUUCUGAAGAUGAUGGAUUACCCAGGAGCCCUCCAGAAAUGUCUUUGCUUCAUGAAAGCCUAAGCUCAGGCAUGAGAACAAGAUUCUCUGACUCUCACAAGCACCUUAGCUCUUUGAGUUUAGCUGGAACAGGAAGUGAAGAAGAAGAACAGAUUACAUUGGGUUCUUCUAGAUCUCACUCUACAGACGGUCAGCUGUUCAUUAGGCAUGGAAGUAGCAAAGCUGGGUCUCCCCGGACAUCUGACAGUACCAUCUCCCCUACAGCCAAUUUUGACACUCCACCUGAGCUUUCUGCUUUCUUGGAUAAUUCUGCUGCUAAGCAUAAGCUUUUAAUAAAACCCCGGAACCACAGAUCCAGUAGAAUGAGAAAAUUUUCUCAGAGGACCCAGUCUGAAUCUCUGACUGAUUUGAGCUGUACCCCAGAGGAAGAAGAAGAGGAUGAUGCUGUAUUCAAACCCAGCAAUCAAGAACUGCCAUGCGGCACAGCUGCAACACAGGAUGUGGCUUUCUGGCCAAAGCCCAGAAUGCCUGAGGACCCCCCUCCUGCUUUGAGACCAGUGAUGACUCAGCCUGCUUCCGAGUCUGCUGAUGGACAGGAAACCCUGCUACCAGAGAACAAGCCAGAGGACUGCCAACCAGCACUGGAAAUUUCGUGUGAGGAGUCUGAGUCCUUAUUGCUGUCAGAAGGCAAAGACUCUGCAACUUCUUCCUAUUCCAGUUCAGACAGAGGAGUGCAAAAGCAAGAAGACUCCUCAGAAACACUGGUUCUGUUGUCUGGGGAUGGGUCAAUCAAUAUUGUAAAUCAGGAAAAUAAGGAGCUUCCUACUGUGUUUCCAUUAAAUCAAUUACCUUCUGAAGAAAAUAUUUCAAUUAGUAAGAAUAGUAUUGUUUACUUGGGAAGGUCAGAAGAAAAUAACCAGAAGGAUGAUCAGGUACAUGUGGAAAUGCCCUGUAAUAAAGAGGCAGACAAAGAGUUUACUCUAUUGUCAGAGUCCACCAAGGAGUGUUUCAUGGGUUCUUCCCAGCCCACAGACUCAUUCCAUGUUUCACAUCCUGCUUCCUCAAUGCAGAUGGGAUCGUCUACUUUCUGCUCUCUGGAGAAAAUAAAGACUGCACAGGAGGCAGCUGCUUCUGAUAAGGAGAACAAGGAGGAACAGUUGGGGAAGAAAGCUGAAAAAGCAGUCAAUGAACUCAAUGCCUUCAAAAAGUUUUCUGUUUCCUCUGCACGGGAGAGACCAAGCACCAGAAGCCUGUAUUUCCCAGAAAGAUCAGCAUUGGAAAGCCCAUUAAAUACUGGAUUCUUCCUGUCCAAAGCAAAGGUCUCCUCAAGAAAUGAGAAGUGGCAAGAUGACUUCCAGAAGGGAUCAGAUCUGGACGAGGAAAAAAGUAGCAGCAAAAAGGAGACUUUCCUGCCAGAGUCCUACUCUGAGAACCCAGGCCAACCUACCGAAAGUUUGGCUGGUUAUAUUUCCCCAGCUGUUGAUGCAGUACCAAUGCCAAGCAAUUCUUCAGUGGUAUCUCAGAAUCAGCCAAGUUUUAAAGAUAAAAAUCCUUUUCAAGUGAAACUUAGAUCCACCUCACUGUCCUUGAAAUAUGAAGACAACUCACCACCAGAAUCAAAAGGGAUUAAAAGAUACAGUGCAGAAUUUAAUUUAGAAAAUGAGGGAUUGCCUUCCUUUCUAAGGGGUGAUAAGGUAGACAUGAGAAAAACAGCCAGUACAAAUAUUGGUGAUUCAUUAAAUGAAAAGAUCAAACCCAAAGCAAAGUCCUCUGAGCAGCUUAGUUGCAAACCUCCAUUGCCGAAAAAGCCAGUGUUGCAAAGCAUAACCAUUCCAAACACUACUGCGAGCAAGGAGAAGCAGGACAAAGCUAUUCACUCUCCUGAAUCCAGAAAUGAAGACAGAGACUUGGAGAAACAGUCAACUGCUUGUAAAGUGCCUGAGAAAAACGUGCCUUUCCCCAUGGCUGCAGGAGACUCUGGAAAAGAUCCUGACAGUCCUACUGAGCCAGCCUGGAUUUCCAUUGCAAGGCAAAAGCAGAGGGGCAUGCAUCAGGAGAAGGAACUCGAGAGAGAAAAGUUCGUGGCUCCAGAUAAUAAGUCAAAUACAGAGAAACAGAAUAAAGGAAAGGAACAAACAGAGGGGCCAGUGAAACAACAAUGGAGUAAACUUUCACACUUGGCACCUAAAACCACUUUUGAAGAGCAGAGGAAAGACACAAAGUCUGAAGCAAAGCCCCUGCUGAGAAUCAAUUCUUUGUCACAUUGUGUCCCUGUAGCACUGGUGGAUAAGGAGGAAAUAAGCCACUUGAAGAAAGCCAGUAAUGCUGUUCCCAAUCAGCCAUCGUGGAUGGAGCUGGCCAAAAAGAAGUCUCAAGCUUGGAGUGAUAUGCCACAGAUUAUAAAAUAGAACGAUGCAGACAAGGAGCAUCUUUCAUAACUACUUGACUGAACUCCUACAGACCAGCAAAUCACAGUGAAGAAUCUCUUGAUACAGAAGAGUUUUAUUAUGCAGCUGUGGAGAAAGUGUGCAAUAGGUGCAGUCAAAAAGUUUACCUUCAAUUUUGUAGCAAUCAGAAUUGCAAUGGCAAUUGAUUACUUAAAUUAUGCUAAGGAUGUACUUACGCUUUGGAAAAUAAAACUUUUGCCUUAUGUA